This is a messenger RNA of Hippocampus zosterae (dwarf seahorse), 4371 nucleotides long. Its product is annotated as NUAK family SNF1-like kinase 1. Gene Ontology annotation, cellular component: cytoplasm. The record is from RefSeq and is a predicted model, not a curated record. Gene Ontology annotation, biological process: microtubule cytoskeleton organization; intracellular signal transduction; protein phosphorylation. The transcript has 7 exons. Gene Ontology annotation, molecular function: tau-protein kinase activity; protein serine/threonine kinase activity; ATP binding. NCBI's taxonomy places the organism in Eukaryota, Metazoa, Chordata, Actinopteri, Syngnathiformes, Syngnathidae. Bases 57 to 2162 code for a protein of 701 amino acids.
UCUCUCAUUCUUGCCUGUUGAGUUUAUUUGGUGCGGCGGUUGGUGUCCUGCCUUGCAUGCUGACGACUGCUCCUCGGCUGCUCGUCAGGCUUCUGAAUGUGCACUAUCUUAUGGGAGUGAGUGUGUCGUCUCGCGCAAUGGGCAGACGCGAUGGCGACAGCAGAGGAGCGACGAACACCGGCGAUCGCUCGGAACUGGGCUGCCGGCAAGACUCCCCUCGGAGUCUUGGCGGAGGCGGUGGUGCGCGUGUGUCGGAGGCGGACGCCGACGUGGAUGCGUCGGACCGACCAGCGUUGGAGGUGAAGAAGCACCAGCACAAACACAAUCUGAAACAUCGCUAUAACCUGAUGGAAACGCUGGGGAAGGGCACCUUCGGUAAAGUGAAGAAGGCGGUCGAGAGAGCAAGCCUCGAAACGGUGGCUAUCAAGACUAUCCGUAAGGAGCGUAUCACAGACGACCUUGACAAAAUUCACAUCCAGAGGGAGAUUGAGAUUACCUCCUCGCUCCGGCACUCCCACAUCAUACGCUUCCUCGAAGUGUUUGAGAGCCGCGAUAAGAUUGUAAUUGUGAUGGAGUACGCCAGCAAAGGAGAGCUGUACGAUUACAUCUCGGAGAAGGGGAAACUUGCGGAAACAGAAGCCCGCAGCAUCUUCAGGCAAAUCACAUCGGCUGUCCACUACUGCCACAAGAAUAGUGUUGUGCACCGAGAUCUUAAACUGGAGAACAUUCUUUUGGAUGAAGAUCUGAACGUGAAGCUCGCCGACUUUGGCCUUUCCAAUCAGUACCAGAGGGACACUCUACUGCAGACCUUCUGUGGAAGUCCACUCUAUGCCCCCCCGGAAAUAGUGACUGGGCUGCCCUACCAAGGACCAGAGGUGGACUGCUGGGCGCUGGGUGUGCUGCUGUACGCUCUGGUGUAUAGCAGUAUGCCAUUUGAUGGGGCCAGUCACUCCAUCCUCAAAGAGCAGAUCUGCCAAGGACGCUAUCGGAGACCCAACCCCCCCUCAGACGCCUGCGCUCUUAUCGACUGGCUGUUGACGGUGCGUGUGAACGAGAGGGCGACGAUCGAGGAUGUAGCCAACCACUGGUGGGUGAACUGGGGCUACGAGGAGAGCGUGUGUGACUGCGCUUCAUCAGCACACCCGGAUUGUCCCUCCCCACUGCUGGCUCGCUACAUCGACUGGCAGAAUCGGGUUGCCACCAGCUUGGCUGCUGAGCCAGGAUGCCUUCCUUUGGAAUCCAACCAUCACCCCCCUCAUCCCUGUUCCUUCAGCUUGCCCCUUAGGGCUGAGCGAGGAGGAAGAACGCGAGGAGGAUCUUCCAGCGUCAGAAAGUCUCGCAAGGAGAACGCCAUUCCACAAGGAGCGGGUGGUGCUGCGGCAGCUUCUGCCUGUGCUGUGCCAUCUUCUGCCUACACCUCUGAAAGAAGGAAACCCAAAAGUAUUCUGAAACACCAGAGGAGCUUUGAGUCAGUUUUGCACAGCCCUCCCAAAGAAAGUUCCCACCCGGAUACUGUUGAUCCCCAUCCCCAUCUUUAUCAAAAAGAUGUACUUGGCCACACAUGUCCUGAAGUCCCGGCCACUGGUCUGACAUCUCCCUGUACAUUCAGACAGCCCUCUUCUAAAAUGCCCAAAAAGGGUAUACUUAAGAACAUGUAUGAAGGGGAAACGGGUUAUGUCUCCUCGUCACGAGGAAGAGAGUCCAGACUCGGCGUCCAAGAGAGUGAUGCCGGAGACUCCUGCUUGAACAAAUGGCACCAAUUUGCCCCAGCAGCAGAGGACAGUCCAACCAUGAGCACAGAGGCAGUGAGAAGACGAAAGGGUAUUCUUAAACGGAACGGCAAGUUCUCGCGCAGUCUCGACCUUCCGGACGAACAGCGCUCCCCGCCGCCUUCCGAUCGGGCGUCAUUCCCAGACACGCUGCAGCAGUUCCUCCAAACCAAAAUGGCCACCGAUGGCCACCAAAGCCGCCCCUCCAGCGUGGUGAGUGAGGAUAGCCUUUUCUCCAGCGACUCCUUCAACCUGUUGGACCUCAGCACCCGAUCGCGCCGCAGCUUUUUUUGCCAAGGGAUGCAACGCAGCAUGUGUAGCUCAGAGGAGGACCUGCGAGGUGGAGCAGGUGAAAAUGAAGGGCAUGAGUCAUCAGAACCGUGGCUAAAUUAAUGACUCUGUAUGAAGUGACGGCAUGCAAUGUGUUUCGAAACAUGUUGUGCAUGUUUGAAGCAGGGUCGUAGCCAGAAAUUGUUCACUCAACACCUCCGUCGGGGGGAGGCGUGCAUGCGUCGUUCUUUAUCAUAGCAUCCGCAGUUCGGGUUUUAUGGAAUCAAAAAAAAAAGCCUAUGUCCAUCACACUUAUAAUCAAGAAGGAACAAGUUUGGGUAGAAAACAAGUUUAGUUUUUUAAAGCUUAAUUUACGAGCUAGUGCCAUUUCCUUUGCCAUGGCUUUGCUUUGGUGUCCUAGCUCAUCAUUUACCUCUAUCUCAUGCACUGAUUCCCAAGCUAAUAGCCAGUUAGUUAUCAAUUGUCACUGACGGCCGACACCCUUUUGUAUUCUGCAAUCAAUGUCUUAUUUAUUGAAAUAAUUUCUAAAAAGCACAGUGGCACAUAAGUAUCUCAAUUCUUCACAAUUCUAAAUGUUGCUUUUUACUUGUUUCUGCUUGUAUUGUGAGUGUGUUAGGUACGAUUGGUGUCCAUUUUAUGUCAUGAAACUUUGACCGUUGAUGGUAUGACUUCUCAAUCAUGUCUGCUUGCUUUGGUGUGAAAGUAAUGAUUUUGAUUACCGUUGACUGUAAGAAUUGUUUUUUACUUAAAACAGACUAUUUUAGAUUUUCCAUUCUGAUCAAAUGUAUAUUUAUAUUUUAAAUGUGCUAAUAUAUAAAAAUACCUUGUGGCAGAGUAUUAAGGUGUCUAAGGAUACUGCAUCAAUGGGAAAAUGGCAGAAAAAUCUGAGAUAUGGUUGUUGUGAGGUCUGGCGGUGGUGGCCAGAUAGUGGCAACAAUUGGCCAUGGCCACUGCAGAGCACCUUUAAACCGUGGUUUACCUUUUGACUUUAAAGAUAAUUGCUGCAUUCAUGUGGAAAGACUGAGAAUUAUUUAGUACUGAAUUGUGGAGCUGUAGCAAAAAACUGUUUUCCACCAUUUCAGUUGACAUGAUAUUUAAGUCUGAAAUGAGUACGCCCAUCCCCCACUACAAAAAAACAUCUGCACAUUUGUUCUCAUCAGUGGUUAUCUGGGCAAUUAAAAGCUUCUUCGUUCAAACGUCCAGCAUGCAGCUAGAACCUGAAUGAUGACAUUUACAGAACAGCUUGUGGUCGUUUUUCAAAUUCUGAAGUAAGGUGGUGUCGCCAAAAACGAGCACCAUCACCCGUCCACCAGAGCACCGGAAGCCUGUUAGCUUGUGAGCUAGCUCGUGGCCAGUGCCUCGUAGCUGGAUUCUAUUCCAGCCACCGGAGGCUUUAAGAGGAUGUACAGUAUAUUUUUUUAAAUAUAUAGAGAUGUGUAGGCAUACGAAAGUUGCUAGAUAAAGUAGCAUCCAUUUUUCAGUGGGGUUUGGUUUCAUUCAUUCAGCUGACAUGCCAACAGUAUUCUAGAGCAGCGGCACUGGCUUGAAUUUCACAAUUUUUAAGUAUCAAUUUAGAUAUGUUGCAUUUUUUUAAUCAUUCAAAUUUGUCAGGGUUGUUUAAAACACUUGUCUCUGUGGUUUGCCAAUUAUACAAGGUAUUUUCACUUUUCAGACACAAAUGGCUUUACCUUUUCGGCAUUAAUUUUCCCAAUUUACAGCACUUCUAUCUUCAGAAGAGUAAAGAACUGCAUUUGAGUGCUGUUAAUGCAAAGUACUUUUUCUGGACGCAUUUGACUUGCUUGAAUGCCAACUGGGUCUCUGACAAAACCACUGGAUGCAAAGCAUUGAAUGCAGUGACUUUUCGGUAAAGAGAUUUCUGAGGAUGGGGCUCUUCUCAAGAUUGGACUUACCGGGUAAAUCAGUGGCCUGCAUUGUGAGUUUGUAUGCCAUUCCUGCAUGUUUCACACACAUCACUGUGUCAAUAUGGACAAAACAAUAUCCUAUAAAUGUUUAGAUUAUGAUUCACUAACCAUUACAGUACAUCAAAAGACUCUUGCUUCUUUGCACAAAGGACACGAAUUGCAUUCGUCUCAGUCUCAACCAUCAGACCAUGCAGGAGAUGUGGGCAAUCCUGUGGAAAAGUGGGUUUCUUUUUAUUAGUGUCAUGAAGAAUACAUUUUUCCUUCAUUGAAAAGUUGUCAACGUCAAUGGAAUCAUCAAGAGAGAAUAUUUAUGAGCAUAGACACCGGUUUAGGAAAGAGUCAAAAUAUGCUGUACUGUGUAAUAAAUGAUGCAUUGAAUUGUUUUGGCA